UGCCUCUGUGUGUGUACGUGUGUAUAUAUAGUUCUACCUUAACUACCUGUAAAGUCACUGACUACUACGUUCACAUCAAAUCCUGAACUCACUUUUCUCCUGGAGACAGAAGCGAGCCUCCCCAGUCUCGCUGGGCCCUGCCUUCCUGGGACUACCACCGGCUCCCAGGGUUCUUGUCAGCACCAGCUUCGCUGGCUGAAAAUGAAAACUGAAAAAGGAGAUUAAAGUGUGAGAAAACAUUCUAUUAAGUAUUUGUACAACCUGGUACAAAAAUGAUUUCCCCAAAAGAUUUCCUGAGAAAAAACCUGAAGUUGAUUCAUGGCUAUCCCAUGACCUACGCUUUUACAAACAACUGGGAAAGGAUUGAACAGUUCCACAGCAGACCAGAUGACAUUGUGAUAGCCACUUACCCCAAAUCAGGAACCACUUGGGUUAGUGAAAUUGUGGACAUGGUUCUAAAUAAUGGAGAUGUUGAAAAAUGUAAGCGGGAUUUUAUAACAGUUAAAGUUCCAAUGUUGGAAAUGGCAGUCCCUGGACUAAGAACUUCAGGAAUAGAACAAUUAGAGAAGAAUCCAUCACCGCGGCUUGUGAAGACGCAUCUACCAAUUGAUCUCCUUCCUAAGUCUUUCUGGGAGAACAACUGCAAGAUGAUUUAUCUGGCUCGAAAUGCCAAGGAUGUUGCUGUCUCAUAUUACCAUUUUGACUUAAUGAAUAAUUUGGAACCUGUCCCUGGUCCCUGGGAAGAAUAUCUGGAGAGAUUCAUGACUGGAAAUGUGGCUUAUGGUUCCUGGUUUAAUCAUGUUAAGAGCUGGUGGAAGAAAAAGGAAGAACACCCAAUACUUUUCUUGUACUAUGAAGAUAUGAAAGAGGAUCCGAAGCGGGAAGUCAAGAAGAUUGUUAGAUUUCUAGAGAAGAAUUUGAAUGAUGAGGAAUUAAAUAAGAUUAUCCAUCACACCUCAUUUGAAAUGAUGAAGGAUAACCCUCUGGUGAAUUAUACACAUCUACCAAGUACAAUGAUGGAUCAUAGCAAAUCCUCAUUUAUGCGUAAAGGGAUAGCAGGUGACUGGAAGAAUUACUUCACAGUGGCCCAAAACGAGAAAUUUGAUGUCAUUUACAAGAAAGAAAUGUCUGGAACCGAGCUUCAGUUCCGCACAGAGAUUUAAAGAGCCUGAGAGACCAAUCUGAAGAAGAACAGAGCUGUAAUUUGUUAAAAUGGGGGUAGUUAUGACCUGACUUGGGGGAGUCAAAUGGAUUUAUAAAGGAGAAAAUGUGCUUUUAAAAUGGAUUUCUGUGCAUGUCAUCAGUCAGGUCUCAGUUUUUCUCCUGACUCUGAGCUUCCAAAUUCCCUAAAUUUAGGGCCAGUGGUUAGUUUUUUGUAGCAUAUUUCUGCCUUUUCCUAGACUAGUAUGGACAACAGAGAAAGUACUUAUCCUACUCAACCUUUUGUGUGUUAUGGCUUAGAACGAAGUUCCCCUCCCUAGUAACAUGGUCCAAGAAGUGCUGUUUGCACGCUGACACUACAUUGCCUAGCUCUGCCCCAAUUCCCUUUGCUGAAAACUUGACCCAGGACGCUCUGUUCCGCUGCUGUCCUCUGGGUCUCAAGUUGUUCCCUGAGUCAUAGCUUUUCUUCUUGCAGUGCCACUAUUUGGAUAAUGCAGCUCAUAUCCCAGAUGAUGGAGUUCAAAUUUUGGAAAUGUCAUUCCUAUACCUAAUGUCUAAGCAUCCAAAUUUUUAAUUGCUGAGUAUCUAAUUCCUGGGUCUCCACAGGAGAAAGGUCUACCUACGUUGGUCUCCCUAAGGCUCUCCCUUGGGAACUGCAGCUCUGCUCUGAGAACCUGGACUGAGACCACAACUUGCUUUCUGUGGAGAGUCCUCUGAUCUCAACAGCCUUUUCCAAAAUUCUGAGAAUUACCUAUUGCCCUGGUCUCAUCCACAUUCAGAAACUUCAAUUACUUAAUUUCGUGAAUUUUUUUGGUGGAAUUUCCCAAACUGGUGCCUAAGGGAGAAUGUCUGGGCUGAAUCUCCACUAUGCCUUCCAGACUCCAUAUCCCUUCUGUGUACCAUCCCACACAUAUGCCUAUCAAUUUGGACUCCUUGAUAAAUGCUUCCUUGGAACAUUUGUUUCUCAGCUCCAACUUUGCCUUGGAUGUAGUUAUCUAUAUCUUCAUGUGCAGCAAGAUCUUUUGCCUGCAGAUAUUAUCAGCAUGUGCCAAGUUGUAUGCCACAGCCAAGCUCCCAAACUCAAGCUUGGUUCAAGUGCCCUGAGCCUUACUUGUUCUGCAAAAUAUUUCUGACACAUAAUAGACACCCUGAGCUAUAACUGAGAGAGCUACAAUAAUUUGGGUGACAGUAUUUUGCCUUCACAGGUGAAUCUGCAGCUGGAAUAGCACCCCAAACAUGUAGCAUAUAUCUUCUCUCUUCACUAGCCCCAGCAGGGGAUUGAUCUAAUGCCAACUGCAAACCUCUUGGGAGUGAAUGAUUUUGGAGAUAGUUUUGAUAGGUUUAUUAUAAUAUAUAUUAUAAAUUAUUUUAGAGUAUGAAAUUUGUUUGUAUGUUCCUUAGAAAUAUGGUUAGUAGUGGUUAAUCUUGAAUAACUAAGGAUAUUGUGAACUAGUUCCAGUUUUCUAGAAUACUCUUGACAACAAGGAAGUAAAGCCAAUCACGGAUCUAUUUGCUUUACUAAUUGAUUAAUAGGUUAAUGUGAUACAUACAUUUGAUUAUAUGGUUUAUUUUUGAAAAAAAAAAGGUGUUUCUCUGAACUAUCUUUAAUCUAGAUAAUAGAUUGGCUACACUAACUGCCUUCACUAGUACGAUAGGGUAAUUUCUAUUUUCACUAGUUUUCAUUGUGGAAAUAGUUUUUGUAACUGGACUUUAUUCAAAAAGUUUGAGUAAGCUUUAACUAUGCCCCAGGUAUUUUUGUGGACACUGGAAAUAAA
Ailuropoda melanoleuca (giant panda) is the source of this 2936-nucleotide messenger RNA. It is a transcript of the gene SULT1B1, whose product is annotated as sulfotransferase family 1B member 1. Gene Ontology annotation, molecular function: sulfotransferase activity. NCBI's taxonomy places the organism in Eukaryota, Metazoa, Chordata, Mammalia, Carnivora, Ursidae. The transcript is spliced from 8 exons. The record is from RefSeq and is a predicted model, not a curated record. Bases 273 to 1163 code for a protein of 296 amino acids.